AUGAACCCCUCACCGAAGGCCGCAGCGCCGCUGCUCUCCUCGGCGGGGAUGAAGCCUCGCGCCUGCUCCGAGGGCGAGUCCAAUCUAAACACCUCAACUGCGUCCAUACAGCUGCUCCCCAACCAGUCACUGGGAAUUUUGUGGAACCAUAUCUUCCCCUCCCUUAUCGCGCCCUUCUUGUGCCCACGCGAUGUGGCGCAGAUGGCACUCGUGUCCCGCACUUUGUAUCGCGCUACCGAGAGAACGCAGACGUGGAAAUCUAUGGCAGCAGUGUUGUUCGACAUAAACGCCGACGCCGCCAAGAAACUGGAGGAACUUUACUGGGAGCUCUACCGUGAGGCGGAAGGAUCACAUGAGGCUUGCGGUCGCACAGGCAGCCCAUCGUGCGAAAGCAAUGUGCAGGCACUGAGUGUGCGCAAGAGGGAGUCCUUUUCUAGGCGUUUAUCAGUGGACGAGGAUGUAUGGAUGCUUGACAGUGAAUCGACAUGCAUGACGUCUUACUCUUCUCUGCACGGUGGCACCUGCAGAGUUGAACAGCCUUUGGACCUCAAUGAGAGUUUAUUGAUGAAUGCAGGCGAAGUGGGGGAAGAGGGAGGGGAAACGCAGCAGGAGCAACAAGACGGAAUCCUAGUGUCAAUGAAAGAUCGUGUGGAUGUGCGCCUGUUGUACUCCCCUGUUUUGGAAAGUGAUGGUGGUGAGCUGCAGAUGGAGGCUGUCGACGUCACCAUCAACGAUGAGAGCAGUACCUCUGGCUGCGUCAAGGACGAAGAGACAGUUACAGCAGUCGUGCAGGACACGGAAUGCCCGGACGAAGCGGACUGGCCGUACAAUCUACCCAGUGAAGUCCACGUGUUCGCUCCAGAGCAGCAGUGCAGCGGCAGUAGCCCGUUGCCUUUGACACGACAGGACUUCUUGGAUGUCAAUACUUCACUGGUGCGGGAGGCACUGGAGUGCUGGACCGCCGUGAAGAGUGAGACUCUCCCGGUGGGACGUGGCUGCACAGUAGAGUGCGAGCAGCUCCUUGUGUGUGCGGCAACGAUGACCCGCACGGCACAGCAGUGCCACAUACCCUUUCCUUGGAGGGCGUACUGCAAGAUACUGUACGAGCGGUGCGUGAGCCCAUUCCUGGGCUUCCUUAAAACCGCGCAAAUUGAAGCCAAGCGUGCAGAGGGACUUGGUGAUCUGCAUGCAGCCGUGGAACGCUUAUGUUUUGUUGUUAACACAAUCUGCCAGGGUGACUGCUCGGUCGGUGGCCGCGGUGCUAGGGAGGUGGUGCGCAGCGAGCUAUGCCGCACACUGCGCUUACGCGCCCGCCUGUACCUCCGUCUGAGUGAGGCGGAGGCUGCACACAACGACCUGUGCCUGGCAGAGUUGCUUGAUGAUUGCCACGACGAUGAGGUGGCUAACCACACGGCAAUGAUGCCCUCUGAUCCAGAUGGAAAAUCGGUGGAAAUCGAAGGAGGUCUUAACGUUUUUCCGCCAUGUCUGGAGUCAGAGUACACACGCGUGGCGGUACACAAGGAUAUACUCCACCGUGCUGCUUUUCUCCAGCGUUGGCUGCGGCAACACGGACCUUCGGCACUCCUGUACCUGCUACAAUACAUGAUCUGCGAUGAACUCAGGCUUGGAGCUCCACACCUGCUGCAGCGAGCAGCGGAGUGCGCAACGACGUACGAGCGUCUGGUGGUUCAGGCUUGGAGGUCCUACGACCGGGAACUGUCUGAGGCUGCAGUGAGCGACGCGGAGCUUGGUGUCUCGAUGCUGCCGCCGUCCUUCCGCGCAUGGGCCGACAAGGAGUCGGCCGCGCUUUGUCGGCUGCUCGCGCGGGCAACCGAAGAGGAAAUUCUGCGCUUUAUUGAGGCCAAACCCUCAGGGCAGCACACUGAUUUCCUUCCAUCCAGUGCUGCCUUUGCUUACUUCUUUCUCGGUGUCAUGGGACAGACCAUCGCCGGUGUGGCGAUGGAUGCCUUGACAAAGUUUGUGGUUCUGAGUCCCUCCAAUUAUCACCGGGCCGUAGCGCUCCUUUUGGUGGCACAGGAGUACGUCGAAAAGGGUGACACGCAACGCUGCAUGUGCCUCCUGCAGGUGGCACUUAAGUUAAACCCCACAUACUACCCCGCGUACAGUUUACUUGCGCAGCAGCAGGUGCUCCAUGGUGACAUGUCUGGCGCAUACACGACGCUCAGCAUGGCCAUUCAGCAUUGCCACCCUAUUCCAGCGGAAGCGUUUGUGAGGCGGAGCAGGUGCUCCCUUCGUGAUCCACUGGAUGACGUUAAUGCGGCGACAGACCUCCACCCGCGACUCUCAUACCCGUACAGAAUACGCGCAGCCAUGUUGAUGGAUAAAGGCGACAGCGAAGCCGCCAUCGCGGAGAUCAGCCGCAUUAUUGCGCUGACGUCAGACCCCAAUGAUGUGAUGCUGCGCUUGACGUUCUACCUGGACUCGGGCUGCCGGGAAGGAGCCCUUGAUGAUCUUGCGCUCCUUGUUUUGCUUGCGCCUCAACAGGAAUGCUAUCGCGACUGGUUUCUCCGAUCCACCGCGUUUUUUGCGUGGGGAAAUGAGGGUUGCAGUAUUGCCACCGUUAAGCCAGGACUCGGCAGCACGCGCAGAAGCCGUACGCGAUUCUCAGCGCUCCUUCUGGCCCUUGGCCUGCGCCCAGAUGAUGCUUAG
Messenger RNA from Trypanosoma grayi, 2670 nucleotides. Its product is annotated as putative ETO1-like protein 1-like. The coding region runs from base 1 to 2670 and encodes 889 amino acids. Gene Ontology annotation, molecular function: protein binding. The transcript has a single exon. Gene Ontology annotation, biological process: negative regulation of ethylene-activated signaling pathway. NCBI's taxonomy places the organism in Eukaryota, Euglenozoa, Kinetoplastea, Trypanosomatida, Trypanosomatidae. The record is from RefSeq and is a predicted model, not a curated record.